Messenger RNA from Scomber scombrus (Atlantic mackerel), 1945 nucleotides. RefSeq names its product heterogeneous nuclear ribonucleoprotein A0-like. NCBI's taxonomy places the organism in Eukaryota, Metazoa, Chordata, Actinopteri, Scombriformes, Scombridae. The transcript has 2 exons. The coding region runs from base 324 to 1235 and encodes 303 amino acids. The record is from RefSeq and is a predicted model, not a curated record. Gene Ontology annotation, molecular function: RNA binding.
GUUGCUACGGUAACCUGGCCACGAGGACAUCACCCUGAAAACGAUGGGGUGUGUGUCUGCACGCCGACGGGGGGACCGGAGAGUGGUUGUGCCUUCUCCCCCUCAGCUCAUUGAACUCAGGGAUUUCCGACAGGCUUUGAAGGCAGCACCGACGUGACUUACCGGCCAGCCAAUUGUGGGAGGAGAUUUUUUCAAGCUGACCAAUCAGAGACGGAGACGUUUUACGAAGGCGAGUGCGUCCCGCCCCCCGCCUUCCUGACGUUGCUCAUUGAAGAAGAAGAGGGACGGUCUCCGCUCACCAGCCUCACACAGAAAAUUCAGUCAUGACGGCCAAACUUUGUAAGCUUUUUGUCGGCGGUCUCAACGUGGAGACGACGGAAGAUGGCCUCCGCGCGUAUUUCGAGCAGUACGGCACGCUGAGCGACUGCGUUGUGGUGAUGAACCAGCAGCUCGGACGGUCCCGCUGCUUCGGCUUCAUCACCUACUCGACGCCGGAGGAGGCCGACGCAGCAAUGGCGGCUAAGCCACAUGUCGUUGAAGGCAACAACGUGGAGCUGAAGAGGGCCAUAGCGCGGGAGGACGCCAACAACCCAGACAUCCUCGCCAAUGUCAAGAAAAUCUUCGUCGGUGGAGUGAAAGACCACAUCGAGGCGGACAACCUGAGCGAGUACUUCUCUCAGUUCGGCGUGGUGGAGAAGGCCGAGAUCAUCUCCGACAAGCAGACCGGCAGGAAGAGAGGCUUCGGCUUUGUCUUCUUCGAGGACACCGACUCCGCCACCAAAGCCGUGCUCACCAAGUUUCACACCAUCAACGGGAACAAGGUGGAGGUGAAGAAGGCCCUUACCAAGCAGGAGAUGUCCACCGGCGGCCGCGGCGGAGGGAGAGGUCGAGGCAGAGGGAUGCAGAGCUAUGGCGGCGGAAGAGGAGGUGGUGGCGGCUAUGGAGGAGGCUACGGCGGCGGCGGCUAUGGAGGAGGCUACGGUGGAGGCUAUGGAGGUGGCUACAACGGCAGUGGAGGCUACGGGGGGGGUUAUGGAGGGGGUUACGAAGAAUACGAUACCCAGAUGGGGGGUGACUACAGUAAUGGUGACUUUGGGGACGGCUACGGACAGCAGCACUCCAGCUAUGGUGCAGUGAAGGGGGGCAAUUACUCCUACAGGAGCGGGGCUCCUUACAACCGAGGAGGAGGAGGUGGUGGCUAUGGCAGGGGUGGUGGAUUUGGAGGUGGCUAUUAGUUUAGUCAAGUUUUUUUUUUCUUUCAGAUGUCCAUUUGGGGGGAAAAUAAUUCAGAUUACAAUGAACUUGAAUUCACACACACAAACACACAUGCAUAACACAAGCCUAGGUGGGGGUGAGGAGGGGGGGUCUUUUGUUGAGGUUAAUUAAAUGGAGCUGUGCCCAUCACCCACACUGAAUGAAUGAGACUGUCCUCUGGAUCAUGGCUGCCCCCCCAUCUGUCCUCUUAUUCCACACAAUAUGGACUUUACUACUAAGAAUUGUGAAUUAUUGAAUUGUACUUUUUUUUGUUAUGUUGAGAAAAAAGGGGGGGGAGGGAAGGGGGUUGACUUGUAUUUGAACCAUUUGUAAAGCCGUAAUCAAUGUCAGUCACUGCUUCUCAACUCAGAAAUUGAGUUUGUUUGUCUUGCAAACCAGUCAGAUGUCUGUUAUUUUUUGCAUCAUGAACUCAGGGUUUUAAGUGAAGUUGGUGGCAGUGUCGGGCAGCAUGGGACUCGAUUGCUUGAGUUUCUUGAUCCUAAACACUUUCUGUGAGUUUUUUUUUCUGGAGAAAUGUCACAGACCUUUUUUUUUGUUAACUGUAAAUUACUUUUCCCACCUAACCCGUCCCAUUACAGGCUUUGUUUAGAUUAAAACUGUUUGAACUCAUUGUGUUCAGUUCACCCCUAUGUUUUAUUCUGGUUUUAUUAAAGUUUUUAAUGUUUUGAAA